AUGGUAUGGAUGGUCAUCUCAUCCAAGGGUGUAUCUGAUGUGUAUGUUCACAAAAGCAAACAAGCUAUUCGUCAAGAUACAUAUCUGAAUCAAUUUAUCAACAAAAGACUCCUUCCUUUCAUCGAAAAGUAUCAUCAGGAUGGCAAUUAUCUCUUUUGGCCUGACUUGGCGAGUGCUCAUUAUUCCAAAUCUGUACAAGAACGUUUGAAUGAGAAAAAUGUACCAUUUGUUAUUCGUGAAGAUAAUCCUUCAAACGUACCACAAGCUCGUCCAAUUGAAACAGUUUGGACUCUACUUGAACGAAAAGUGUAUGAGAACAAUUGGGAAGCAAAAGACUUGGACGUGUUAGCUCAAAUAAUCAAAAAGAAAUCAAAAGAGCUUGAUCAAAAAAUGUUGCAAGAUAUGAUUGAUGGGGUUAGAAGAAAGCUUCGCGCUAUGUGGCGAGAAGGACUGUAUUCAGUUUUAUGAACAAAGUUUUUUGUAGUAGUUUUCAUGCUCUUUCUAAUGAAAAAAACUAGGUCUUUAGCUACUGAAACGAUUGAAGUCUAAAGCUUGACAUUUGUGGAAAGACUUUUGCACCGCAUGUUAAUAGUAGGAACAACUGAUUAUGAUAGGAAGUUCUAUCCAUUUGGGUUAGGGGUGUGUAGCGACAAAAAGUAACAAAAGCUCUCUUAGUACAAUAACUGUACAAUUAAUUUUUUUACUUAGUUAUUUAUGUCACUUUACUUAACAAAAACUGUAUAUUUACUUGAAUAUUUACAAUAUUUGCCUAGAGAAUUGACCGUGUCUACUUAGAAUUAAAAUAAAUAACUUAGCAAAAAUUCAUUUUUUUACUUAGCAUUUAAUUGAUUUUACUUAGCAUUAAAAUAGCAGCCUUUUUCGAUUUCCUUGGUC
Rotaria socialis is the source of this 894-nucleotide messenger RNA. The record is from the annotation of a GenBank genome assembly. Lineage: Eukaryota; Metazoa; Rotifera; Eurotatoria; Philodinida; Philodinidae.